This is a messenger RNA of Mytilus trossulus (common blue mussel), 866 nucleotides long. RefSeq lists its product as uncharacterized. The coding region runs from base 97 to 531 and encodes 144 amino acids. The transcript is spliced from 4 exons. Gene Ontology annotation, molecular function: box C/D methylation guide snoRNP complex binding. Lineage: Eukaryota; Metazoa; Mollusca; Bivalvia; Mytilida; Mytilidae. The record is from RefSeq and is a predicted model, not a curated record. Gene Ontology annotation, biological process: box C/D snoRNP assembly.
AAUAUUUAUAGAGAUUAUUUCAAAGAUGUCUGCGCCCAUGGACACAUGAAUUGAGUACAUGUAUAUAGAAGGUUUACUCUUAAAUUUUUACAUUAAAUGGCGUCAAAAGAGUUACUAGGAGUCGAAUUCAGCAAAAAUGACAAAGGUUUAGCAGAGUUAUUAUCUGUUAAACAAACUGAUAGAAAGUCUACUACACCUCCAAGCAUCUGUAAGAUGCCUCCAAGUUCAGUUUUAUCAAGUGUGAAACAAUUUCUUCCUUUGAUGAAAGAUGCAAACAAAGAACUUGACACUAUUCCUGCUGAUGACCUUGACAUAGAAUGUAUAUCUAAUGAAAAUGAUCAUGUUAUAGAAAUGAACAUUGCAUUGUUUGAACAGAGCUCUGGAGAAGAUGAUUCAGAAGAGAGCAGUGAAUCAUCUGAGGAUGAAUUCUAUGGUCCAGAAGUGACUGAAGAGAAUUUUAGAAUAAUAAAAACAAAUACCAAAAAACCACAUAUAGAGGAAAUGGACCAUAAUGAUAAACCACCUGGAUGACAUUUGUACAAGAUUUGUGAUAACUUUCACAGCUCCUUUGAAGACAUUGCCAUGUUUAUGUGGUCACCUUAGAACACUUUGUCAGAAUGUAUAGUAUUCAUUGUUCUCAUCAUUAUUUCUGUGAUCAUUCAUAAUAUGUGAUUUACCAGUUUAGUAUCUAAAGGGAAUACUUCACAGAAAUAAGUAAACAUUUUAAAAUUUGGUUACAGGCACCAGUUCAAUAGAGACAAUAAGAAGAGCUAGCUUUGCAUGCAUGUGCUGGACAUGUCUCAUAAAUUUUGUAACAUCAAACUUUAAAAGCUAGUAUAUUUUGGUAAAUAAAAGCAUUUACAGUA